UCUUCUGUCAAACGGGGCAUGCAAAACGAAAGUUCACAGUCUGCAGGUAACAUUUUGUACAACUGAACAAGGUCCGAAGAUAACAUGUCGAAGGACGCUAAUCCCAAGGAGGCGCUCAUAAAGGCAGCCUACGCCGAUGUGCACAAGUUUGGCAACAAUCGCGAGUUCGACAAGGCCGUCAAAGCGGUGAAUCGCAUCCUGGGUGUGGCACCGGAUGACCCCACGGCACUCCACUGCAAGGUGGUCUGCCUGCUGCAGCUCUCGAAGUUCGAGGAGGCGUACAAGUUCAUUGAGAAGAAUCGCCUGUCGUCGCUGGUGUUCGAGAAAUCCUACUGCGAGUACCGCCUGAACAAGCAGGCGCAGGCACUGAAGACCAUCGACGAUGCCGCUGGCGCCCAGCCGCUGCCGCCGAACCUCAAGGAGCUGCGCACGCAGAUUCUGUAUCGUCUGGAGCGCUACGAUGAGUGUCUGGACUCCUACAAGGACAUCAUCAAGAACACCAGCGAUGAGUACGAGGACGAGCGCCGAACUAACCUCAGUGCCGUGGCAGCCAACUUGGCCUUGGAUAAGAACAAGGACAUACCCGAUGUGCCGGAGGACACGUACGAGCAGUACUUCAACAGCGCCUGCAUCCAGUCCAAUCGCCAGAAGUUUACGGACGCGGAACGCAAGCUGCGCACCAGCGAGAAGCUGUGCCGCGAGUUCCUCGAGGAGGAGGGCGCCUCGGAGGAGGAGAUCCUCGAGGAGGUGGACGUUAUACGCGUCCAGCUGGCCUACUGCCUGCAGCUGCAGGGCAAGAUCAAGGAGGCCAGCACCAUCUACGCAGAGUGUCUGCGUCACAAGCCCAAGGACGCGGCCCUGGUGGCGGUGGCCAGCAACAAUUCAGUUGUGAUCAACAAGGACCAGAAUGUGUUCGACUCGAAGAAGAAAAUACGCGCUGCCAUGGCCGACGCAUGCGAGCCGAAGCUCACGUCACGCCAGAAGCAGGUCAUUGCCCUGAACAACUGCCUGCUGGCGCUGUACACGAAUGCCAGCGAUCAGGUGCAUCAGCUCAGUCAGAAGCUGGCCCAAACCUAUCCGCACGUGGAGUUCGAGGCGCUGCUGAUACGCUGCAGCCAGCUGGGCAAGGACAAGAAGCACAAGGAGGCCAUCGAGCAGCUGCAGAAGUUUGCCGCCGCCCAUCAAUCGCAUCAGUUUGUCAGCAAGUUUGCCAUCAUUCAGCUGCAGCUGCUGCAGGGCAGUCGUCGGGAUGCCAUCGAGACGCUGCUGUCGCUCGGCGAGGCCAAGUACAAGCCUGGCAUUGUCUCGGCUUUGGUCUCCCUCUAUCUGGGCACGGACAACAAGCCGGCAGCCUCGGCCCUGCUCAAGUCCGCCGUGGACUGGUACAAGAAGAACAAUGUCAGCAGCGGCGAUCUGUCGGACAUGUGGCGUCAGGCAGCCGAGUUCCACUUGCGUGGCGGUGCUUCCGAGACGGCGGCCAGCUCGCUGGAGGAGCUGCUGAAGCUCAAUCCCAAUGACAUGAAGGUGCUGGCCCAGUUGGUCAUUGCCUACGCGCAGUUCAAUCCCAAGCGGGCGCUCGAGAUCAGUCGGAAGUUGCCCACGCUGGAAACAUUGACCACGGCAUCCGAAAUCGAUGCCCUGGAGGCGGCCAAUUGGGUGAUGUCCGCCAAGGCGGCCAAGAAGUCGGCCAAUUCCAAGAUCGAGCCAUCGCCCACCACUCCCGGGGACAAGAAGAAGAGCCACAAUCGGAAGCGCAAGGGCAAGCUGCCGAAGAACUACAAUGCCGAGGUGGCACCAGACCCAGAGAGAUGGCUGCCAAAGUAUGAGCGCACUGGCUUCCGGAAGAAGCGUGGCGGUGCCCGUGGCAAGGACAUUAUCAAGGGCUCUCAGGGCAUGGCCUCGGGAGCAGCCGAUCAAUACGACAUGUCGAACCGCGUGAAUAUAACCAAGAAUUCGCCCGUGACGCCCGUGUUCCAGGAGACUACACCCGGGCCAAGGCAGCAGCAUCGCAAGGGAGGACACAAGAAGAAGAAGGGCGGCCGCUUCUAAAGCCUACAAAAUGCAUUUUAAUUCAAACAAUAAUUAAACAAAACUGUUCAACAUAA
This is a messenger RNA of Drosophila subobscura, 2105 nucleotides long. RefSeq names its product signal recognition particle subunit SRP72 (gene Srp72). The transcript has 3 exons. Lineage: Eukaryota; Metazoa; Arthropoda; Insecta; Diptera; Drosophilidae. The coding region runs from base 85 to 2049 and encodes 654 amino acids. Gene Ontology annotation, biological process: SRP-dependent cotranslational protein targeting to membrane. Gene Ontology annotation, cellular component: signal recognition particle, endoplasmic reticulum targeting. Gene Ontology annotation, molecular function: protein binding; 7S RNA binding; ribosome binding. The record is from RefSeq and is a predicted model, not a curated record.